Molecule: messenger RNA, 1424 nt
Organism: Ailuropoda melanoleuca (giant panda)
Lineage: Eukaryota; Metazoa; Chordata; Mammalia; Carnivora; Ursidae
Product: lymphocyte antigen 75-like
Exons: 3
Coding region: 534-860 (108 amino acids)
Source: RefSeq, a predicted model, not a curated record
AGAUUAAUUAUAAAUCUCAACUUAUAAGAUGAGCAUAAAUAGAUAAUAUAAAAUAUUCUAAUUCUUUGUUAGAUUUUGUACUAAAAGUUAACUUUAUAAUUAACUUGAGUUUUUGUUUCCUCUAAUAACUAACUUUGUAAAAUAGCUUUUUGUAGAAAAAAAUAAUUUUUUAUUUUUAAAUUUAUAAUUAUUUGCAAUAGAACACUAUAUAUCCAAUUAGCCUAUGCCUAUAAUUACAGUGACCAUAUUUUCUGUAUGCAAAAUAGCUCAUAGUGUUAUACAAAGAGUUCUCAGCUACUUCUUUGGUGAAAAGACCUGGUUUAUAUGCUUUAGAAACCAAAGUAAUGGAAUGUCUGGAAAUUUUGGUGGUUGUGGUUAUGGUGGGACCGAGUAUUUAAAAGAAAACUCUUUUAGAAACUCAGUGUAUAUAAGGAUGGGUAAUUUUGUUGGUUGAUUGGUUUGUUUUUCAGAUAUCUGGUGAUGAACAGAAGUGGUGGGUGAGAACUUCCGAGCAGCCAAUAGAUCGUCGUUCUAUGUACUUCCGAUAUCCAUGGCCUCACUUUCCUAUAACAUUUCGGGAGGAAUGCCUGUACAUGUCUGCCAAGACUUGGUUUAGCGACUUAAAUAAACCAGCAGACUGCAGCACCAAGUUGCCCUUCAUCUGUGAAAAAUAUAAUGUCUCUUCAUUAGAAAAAUAUAGUCCAGAUUCUGCAGCUAAAGUACAGUGUUCUGGGGAUUGGAUUACUUUUCAGAAUAAGGUAAAGAGAGAAUUGCUACAUUGUACAAAUGAUGAUUGCUUUCAUGAUGGUUGUAUGGCCUGUGGCAGAAUCGCAGCCCGUCAAGUAACUUCACUAAGAUAGCCUCUGCAUGCUUCAGUAACUCACCUGAUCCUCUGUAGUGCCAGAAACCAAGUUAACUCUCAAGUUAGUCAUGCCUACAGGUCUUUCAAAGUAAUGCAAUCCUAUUCUGUGCUAGUAAGCUUAAAUUGCUGAAGUUGAUUGGUCAAUGGAUUAUAAUACAUUAAAUAAUAAAACAAUCUCUAUAGCAUGAAGGAAACUGACAAUUUCUGGCUGAUAAAUUUUCCACUUGAAAGAAAGCAUCCAAGCAGCAUCUACCAAUUAAAUUAGACCAGCAGUUCCAAACUAUUUUGGGGGUGCUACACUACACAUAUGCUAACAAAAUGAUAAUCAUUGAUCUUGCCUCCAAAGGUUUUAAUGAUUAAAUAGAUUUGGGAAAAUGCUACAUUCUAUACCUGCCUUUUUGAAGUGCAUAAUCCAUAUUGGUAUACGUUUCUCUUUGGAAAUGCAUUUGGCUGCUAAAUAGAGAGAUUGCUAUACUGUGUUAAAACAUCUAUUCUCUCACACAAAAGAAAUUUGAUGGUAAGUGGGCUGGAGUUGGUAUGGAAGCUGCACGACAUCUUCAAA